CAAAACCUCAGAGAGGAUCGACACUUACAGCAUCACAAAGUUGGGUUUUACAGGUAAUGCUCAGGGAACAUGAGUGAACAAAGACAGCGAGCCCUGUCCACGUCAGGUGAGGCUCUGUACCAGGUGCUCGGCCUUGACAAGAGCUGCACUCACGAUGACAUCAAGAAAUCAUACAGGAAGCUCGCUUUGAAACAUCACCCAGACAAGAACCCGGACAACCCUGAUGCUGCUGAGAAGUUCAAGGAGCUCAACAAUGCUCACUCUGUGCUCUCGGACAUCACAAAACGGAACAUUUAUGACAAAUAUGGUUCAUUGGGGCUCUAUGUGGCCCAGCAGUUUGGAGAGGAGAACGUGAACACUUAUUUUAUGCUCUCCAGUUGGUGGGCCAAGGGUCUGUUUGCCAUCUGUGGCUUGCUGACAGGCUGCUAUUUCUGCUGCUGUUUGUGCUGCUGUUUCAACUGCUGCUGUGGGAAGUGUAAGCCCCGCACUCCUGGAGAGGAAGACCAAGAGUGCUACGUGUCUCCUGAAGACCUGGAAGAGCAGAUUCGCACUGACUCAGAGAGGGGUGAGCACACACUCUAUCUCUAUCUCUCUCUCUCUCUCACACACACACACACACAUUUUAGAAUAUUCAUGCUACUCAGGACCUUAAUUAGCACAAUCAGAUAUGAUGAAGUGAAGUUUAUUUUCCUAUAGCAGGACUUCCCUAAGUGUUUUAUUCCUGUUAUAGCACAGUAUUUACAUUUUUUUUUUUAAAUUAAAGAACAACACAUAUAGCAAUUAUCACUGCUAUAAACAGCCAUUCCCUUAAUAGCUCUAAUGAAUUCUCGUUUCGGAUUGGUUGGAAGGUGUUGAUUCAUUUCGUUUCAUUCAUUAUUUAUUUAUUUGUUUGUUUGUUUGUUUUUACAUAACAGCAGCUAUUACAAUUGUGUAGCUUUAAUAGUUUCUGUAGUAAUGACUUACUUAGGGAGGCUCCACAAAAAAACAGGCUUAUGUUUUCUGUUUAUUUAGCUUUUAAUGAAAGAGUCUCCAAAGUAAAGUUGUAACUUCUAGGCAUUUUAGUAGUUUUGAAAGUAAGUGUGUGUAAUAUUAAUGCAUUACUCUUUUUAAAAAUGUGAAAGUGUAGCCAGAUAUCAUGGAAAACUAUAUUUAAAAAAAAAACUGUGAUUGAAUGACUGACUUUUUCAUACUGUACACAAACCUUUCACAUAUUAGCUUGAUGUCUGGUAUUAAAUCCAGUACACAUUGCACUGAAGAAAAACAAAUCUUAAUACAUUUUCGGUGCGUUUUCUCUGCAGAAGCCUUUCAUAUCAGGGGCCGAAACAUAGUGCUUAAAAUACACAAUUUGUCCAACACCCACCCUGUUACUGACAAUAAAUAGCCUACAUACUUCUGAGCCAGAUGUUUGGAUAUAAACCGUUGUCUUUGCGCCAGUUCACAGUAGGAGGUUUUUCAAGGCCCUCACAAAGCUGAUAAUUACUGCCUCUGAGUCAUUUCUCCGAGCGAGUUUGCAUACCGGUUAUUUUUACUUAUCACGCAAUAAUAAGAGGCAAUGUGUUUGUUCCUGG
Molecule: messenger RNA, 1568 nt
Organism: Ictalurus furcatus (blue catfish)
Lineage: Eukaryota; Metazoa; Chordata; Actinopteri; Siluriformes; Ictaluridae
Gene: dnajc5b
Product: DnaJ (Hsp40) homolog, subfamily C, member 5 beta
Exons: 4
Coding region: 70-696 (208 amino acids)
Source: RefSeq, a predicted model, not a curated record